Silurus meridionalis is the source of this 1386-nucleotide messenger RNA. RefSeq names its product CBY1 interacting BAR domain containing 1 (gene cibar1). Gene Ontology annotation, cellular component: ciliary transition zone; ciliary basal body. Bases 168 to 1082 code for a protein of 304 amino acids. NCBI's taxonomy places the organism in Eukaryota, Metazoa, Chordata, Actinopteri, Siluriformes, Siluridae. The record is from RefSeq and is a predicted model, not a curated record. The transcript is spliced from 9 exons. Gene Ontology annotation, biological process: cilium assembly.
GUGGUCGCGCGGCUCCAUGGAAACAGCGCACGCCUUUUUCGAAUAUGCGCUUAGCUAAUGUUAGCUAGUUCGAGAAAGAAAAAAAGAAAGAAGAGAAAAUCUGCGUUAUAUAGUAAGAAGAAAACCAAGUAUUUGUGUUGAAAGUAUUUGUAGUUUGGAGUCUCGUCAUGAUGAGUCGCACACCGGACGCACGAGCGAGAGACACCCAGACCAAGCAGAUCCAUGACAGCAUCAGCCAUGUGGAGAAACAUUUUGGGGAGAUGUGCCAGCUUCUCGCAGGGUAUGUACGUAAAACGGCCCGGCUCAGAGACAAGGCUGACCUGCUGGUCCGAGAGAUCGGUGUCUACGCAGACGUAGAGACGCCCAAUCUGAAAAACGGACUGAAGCAUUUUGCUGAUCAGCUCUCCAAGAUUCAGGACUACAGACAAGCCCAGGUUGAAAGACUCGAUGCCCGAGUGGUGGAGCCUCUGAAAGCGUACGGUUCGAUUGUGAAGCUGAAAAGGGAGGACCUGAAACUUACCCAGAGUGCCAGGAAUCGAGAGGCGAAGCAGAUGCAACAGCUGGAGAGAACGAGACAGAGGAACCCCUCUGACAGACAGAUCAUUUCACAGGCUGAGAGCGAGCUGCAGCGAGCCACGAUGGACGCCACGCGCACGACUCGCCAGCUCGAGGAGACAAUAGACCUGUUUGAAAGGCAGAAGAUCCGAGAUAUCAAGAAAAUCUUCGGGGAGUUUGUGACGGUCGAGAUGGCAUUUCACGCCAAAGCGCUGGAGGUCUACACCACCGCCUAUCAGCACAUCCAGAACGUGGAUGAAGAAGCCGAUUUAGAGGUUUUCCGGAGCACCCUGCAUCCCUCUGACUAUCAGUCCCGCAUAGAGAUCGUCCGUGCUAACUCCAAAACGUCCUUAAAUCACACCAGCGCGUCCAUGAGUAAAUCAGGGACCUUGCAGUCCCAGGCGACAAAAGGACAGCGGAAAGAGGUUGAAGACGAUGAAGAAGAGGAUGAGGAGGAGGAGGAGGAUGACGACGAGGACGAUGACGAAGAUGACGAUUUGGAAGACGUUACAGACGACGAGAAAUAAUUCGUCUGCUUGUGCCAUGGUACUUUUUUUUUUUUUAUCUCUCAACGUCUUGUGUAUUAAUCGACCAGAAGUCGUUAUUAACUCUGAUAUUAUUGCCUAAUUUUUAAGUUUUAUAUAAAGCAUGUGCAGUGUUUUUUUUUUGUUUUUUUUUUCUUUUUAGUGCCAACAGUGUUUCAUUCUUUGCUCAGUGUUAAAAAAGCAGAUAUGAUUCAUUCACGUGACUUGAAUAUACUCCAGAUAUUUUUAAACGAUGACGUAACGGUGUCGGUUCUUGCGCAGAGCGGAAUAAAAGGACAAUCCUUAA